Molecule: messenger RNA, 303 nt
Organism: Pseudopodoces humilis (Tibetan ground-tit)
Lineage: Eukaryota; Metazoa; Chordata; Aves; Passeriformes; Paridae
Source: RefSeq, a predicted model, not a curated record
AUGGCAAAAGCUGGCAACUGUGAGGGUUUUGCUCCAGCUGUGAUUAUUGCUGGUAUUAUCUCUUGAAAAGAGUCACAUGCUGGGGCAGUGCUGAAAGAUGGUCUGGGUGACCAUGAGAAUGCAUUUGGCCUAAUGCAGUCAAGCAUGAUAAUGCUGCAAGCGCUGCUGAAAGGUGGCAUCUCAGCCUAUAAUGCAGGAGUUAACACUGUCCACACCUACAACAAAAUGGAUAUUGGCAAAACACACAACUAUGCCAAUGAUGUGGAUGUGAGAGACAGGUUUUGUAAGACAAAUGGGUAUUGA